Molecule: messenger RNA, 14415 nt
Organism: Varroa destructor (honeybee mite)
Lineage: Eukaryota; Metazoa; Arthropoda; Arachnida; Mesostigmata; Varroidae
Gene: heph
Product: polypyrimidine tract-binding protein 1 heph
Biological process (GO): mRNA processing
Cellular component (GO): nucleus
Molecular function (GO): RNA binding
Source: RefSeq, a predicted model, not a curated record
GAAGACGACUGCCUGUUGUUUGGCUGAGUGCUGGCUAGCGAUCGUAGUCACCGUGCACUGUGUGUCUGGCCGUCUGUGUGUGUGUGUGCCAUCGUAAUCUAUGGUUGGGGCUCUACUCUACGUACGUUUCGUCGUCAAGUUGGUUUGCCGCCCUUUAGUGUCUCCUGUGGGCAAGUGUGCUUUCCGGCUGAUUCCGUUUGUGAGAGUCGUAUCAAAGAUACGACGACAGCCUUGCUCGCUAAAUCAGUCAGUUGUGCUGUUAAUCUACUGUGGCGAGUCCCGCUGUUGAUGAAGGAGACCGAGAGUUCUAUUCGAUGUGUUUGGUGAAUAGCAGUGAUGAGUCGCUGUCACUCUCUUUGUUGAUUGCAUGUUGUAGCCUAGCAGGACUUACUUACUCGCGCGAGGGACGUCAAUGAACCUAAGUCAGUGAGUAUUUCCAGUGUUGAGGGUGCCUGCUGCCGUGCACGGGUUGCACUUGUUAUUUAUUAUUAUUGUUGUUGUCAUUGUUAUUGUUCUUUCUCAUGUUCAGCCUACUAUCGCCCUAUUGAAGUAUUGUCGUGAAGUCGCGUGCUCGGUGUGGGUGUGCCUUUGACACUGUCGUCUCGUACUGUUUUGCUCGAAGGGUUGCCGGCGACUUUUUCUAUCAUGUGGUAGUUGUACUAUUAGCUGAACGGCUGCUGUUGCAGUACAAAACACCUAAUCGGAGUCCAGCGUGCUCAGUGUUGAAUGCUCCACUUUGUAUCGACGGCGCUAACGGCUGUAGCGGCAAUCGAGGUGAUCUCUGUGCCAUUAACCGUGUUAGAUUGCCACCAACCAAGAUAGUACGAACCGUCGUGGUCGAGUGGAAUACUUCAAAAGUGACAGUAAUCUGUUUACAUUCUUAGGACAGCAGCAGUGGCGGCAGGAACAAGGCGCUGAGGCCUGACCAGCUAAGCAGCGAUUUUUCUUGGUUUAAUACGAUGCACACCAAUGGAUGGGAUGUGACAACAGCCCAGUAACUUUCCACACUGCUCAAGAUUCGAAAUAAGUUACGGCUCUAUGUGCGUGUACAUACGUCGCUUUUAGAACGAAGCGUCCACCGAAUCGAUUACAAUAGCAACAAGUUGCUAUCUGCUAUCUAACAAUUUGAACAAAAAAAAAAGUCAUCCCGAACUAAGACAAGUGACAGCAGUCAAGGGGCUCCUGGCGGGAGGACAACGGACUGCGAAAGAUUUCUGUCUUCUCCUGCUCGAUUUCGAUCCGGCUAUAUCAGGAUAGCCUUGUUUGUGAGAGCUGUGUGUUUUUGGUCUGCACGCACAUACUGUCGUUGUUAUCAAGCACGACAAAAAAGUGCAACGCUUUGGAUAAAUUCCUUAAAAUCUCUACGUAGAUUAAUGAAGAUAUGUGUUUGUGAAUGUCGUGGCUUGAAGACCGAAGGAGUGAUCACAGUUGUGAUUGGUGCAGUAGUAAGAAUAAACAAUCAUAUUAAAUAUAGAACAGUUCGAACGGCAAAAAAAGUGAUUGCGACGGAACGUUGGUCGUGAGUCGGCGUUGCCGUGUGUCGGUGCUAAUUUGCCCAACGUCACCGAAGCCGCGGUAGCCAAAGGCGUCCAAAUCACAGGCGACAGUAACAAGACAAAUAAAAAGAGAGGCCAUUGUCAAAGGCUAACGGAAGAGGCGAAAAAAUUGCACCAAAUCAGUAACAACCCACCGCUGCUACCGCCGAAACGAACAACUCCACCGUCACCUUAAACACAAAUUGGUUAGUGGCGCUUUGUCCUAUCUGUUUUUCCGCCGACGGCAAAAGCACCAUAACUGGCUCCUUGUUUUCUUCAAUUACCUAGGCUGCAGUAGAGCUAUCAACAACUCGAACGACAAUAGCCCCUAUUCGUGCUACUGAUCCAAGAAAAACAAAUGGUAGAUUAGCUCACCACUUCACAAUAAAAGCAGAACGACCCUACACCUUAUAUUAGAUUACUAAUAAUACCAAUAGAAGGCAGACGAAUUCUCAUCAGCGGUUCCCUGUUGCAUCUUGCCUGCAGCAACAACAACAACACACUGUCCACUUGUCAGCGAUAGAUGGACCACGGUGGUUAGGACACUCAUCGAAAUUUUCUCUGGGUCGGGCCCACGCUAAUGAUAACUGAACAAGAAAAAUCGUGCAGCUUUAAUUGAUUGAUCCAUGUGGGGUUUAAGAAAAUAAAACGCUAGAAGUAGACGACUGGAAAAACAUAAGAACAAGUUGUUGGGUCUUAUAUAUAUAUAUAUAUAUAUAUAUAUAUACAGAGAGAUCACAGAAGAAGAGUUAGUGGCCUGUGAGUGUAUUUUUCUGCGCAUGCACAAAACAAGCGGAUUUCGUUGUGCAGGUUAUUUAAAAAACACCCAUCCUUUAGGACGAGCACACAGAGGUGUGUAUUCAUAUUGACUGAAAGGAGUGUCGGUGAGGUGUAUACGUGUGACGAGCAUAACGUCAAGCUUAAAAGUGUGCCGCACUCAGAAGUGGCUUGAGUCUACCCAAAAAUUCACAGUUAUUCAUUGCUAUAACUAAGCUAAAAAUAACAUAGCGAAACCCAAACAAAUCGGAUUCUAUGAGUGUGUGUCAGAUUGACGGAUAUCUAGCCAUGCUGCCCAGGGUUGGGCUUGCCAGUCAGAGGUAAGCGCGGGUCUCAUUGUCGAUUGUGAGAAACUACUAUAGAGUGACGGAACGCGCAGCUGAUUUGGAGGCAGGCGUAAAAGGAGCCAUGAAGGAUAUUUUGUUGUAGUUGAAAAAUCCAAAGUGAUUCUGUUUCUAUCACAGCCUCCGCUGGACUUCGCUAGGAUGGAACAACUUGCGGCACCCUUCAUGGUAAGAGUAUUGAGCAAUUGAGUAUUAUCAAGUCGACAAACCCACUACCACUAGCGGUGCCACAGCACAAAUCAUGUGGAGAUCCUACGGAGCUAGCACGUCAACCAGAUUUACGGCUGCUGCAGCAGCUGCGGCGAGUGGAGCUACAGCCGCAGCAGGUUCGUGCAAUCGCAGACUCGCGCUGACCGGUUUGAGCUGCGGUACCCCGUUAGGACUCCCGCCGACCGCAGUGGAAUGGUUUGUGGCUAAAGAGGCUUGCGCCUCACAAACGAUGUGGUCGUCACCAACUGGCCAAGACACAGCGACAGAGUUCCAGGUGAGCCAAGCGGCUCAAUUCAUCCAGAAUACGGCACCUGGUCACAAACGCAAAGAGCGAGGCACAGAUGAAUUAUUGACGGUGAACGGCGGUAUCGGAACUGUGACCGACACCAAUAAUGACAAUGCUAAAAAGAUUCGAAUGGAGAAGGCCGCAGCGCAGAAUAACAACAACAACAAUCUCGUCACAGCCAAUAAUAACAAUACGACCACAGCUAAUAACAACACGAACACCACUAAUGCUUCCGUUAAUAACACAUCGAGUACAAAUCUCAACAAUAAUAACAACGGUAGCGGCGUCCAGGCCACAUCGCCUGCGCAGACCACGGCCGGAGCCGGAUCUCCAGCCACCUCGCCGCCGCACGCGUCAAGAGUGGUGCACCUCCGUAAUGUACCAAACGAUGCCACAGACACGGAGAUCCUCCAGCUUGGAAUUCCUUUCGGCAAAAUCACGAACAUUCUUCAGCUGAGGGGCAAAAAUCAGGCGUUCCUCGAAAUGGAAUCCGAGGCUUCGGCAGCUCAAAUGGUUGAGUACUUUGGCAAGACUUCAUCUCAACUUCGUGGACGCACGAUCUAUGCGCAGCACUCGAACCACCGCGAGCUGAAGGUGAAUGACAAUAGCGUAGGGAACUCAAUGUUAUUGAACUCAACUCAGGUGGCGCUGGCAGCUGCACAAGCGCUCAUGGGACUCCAACAACAGCACGGUCUUUCACCGCGCACAAAUGGAGAUAUCGCCGGAGAUCUCAGUCCGACGCAUAAUGCCGUCGGAACCGGAAAUACCGUCUUGAGGGCAAUGAUUGAAAACCAAGUCUACCCCGUUUCACUGGAACUUCUUCAUAAUAUUUUCAGCCGUAUAGGAAAGGUGCUCAAAAUUGUGACCUUCAACAAAAACAACACGUUCCAGGCGCUAGUUCAGUUCUCGGACGCGAUGGCCGCCCAGGCCGCUAAAAUGACUUUGGACGGCCAGCACAUCUAUAAUGGAUGCUGUACUCUGCGUAUUGAGUACUCGAAGCUACAACAGCUAAACGUAAAAUAUAACAACGACAAAAGCCGCGAUUUCACCAACCCGUCACUACCUACAGGGGAUCCUGCAUUGGACACGCUGGGCUUAGCCAACCCGCUUGGCAUGUUACACUCGCCAUUCGCAGGCCUUAGUUCGCACCUUUCGGCAGCGUUCGGUACACAGGGUCUUCAGGGCCUACCAAACAUGCAGAGUCUACCCGGACUGGGUUCGUUCGCACUUAAUCCGGCCGCUCAGGCCCUUGGAGUUGCCGGUCUCAGGCUGCCUGGCAAUCCGCAGUCGUGUGUGCUGCUUGUUUCGAACCUCAAUGAACAGACCGUCACUCCAGACGCCCUCUUUACGCUUUUCGGAGUGUACGGGGACGUGAUCCGCGUAAAAAUUCUGUUCAACAAGAAGGACAGCGCACUUAUCCAGAUGGCUGAGCCGCAGCAGGCACAACUAGCCAUGACGCACCUGGAUAAGAUUAAGCUGUUCGGCAAGCAGUUACGCGUUACACCUUCAAAGCACCAUAUGGUGCAACUGCCCAAGGAAGGACAGCCCGAUGCCGGCCUCACCAAGGAUUACAUCAGUAGCUCACUGCAUCGUUUCAAGAAGCCAGGUUCGAAAAACUAUCAGAACAUCUACCCACCUUCAGCUACACUUCAUCUCUCCAAUAUUCCGCCUACGUGCAGUGAGGAACAGAUUCGGGAGUCGUUCACGAGCUUAGGCUGUGGCAACAUCGUCGCCUUUAAAUUCUUCCCGAAGGACCGCAAGAUGGCGCUUCUUCAACUACCCUCAAUUGAGGAGGCGGUUAUCGCUCUGAUCAAAAUGCACAACUUCCAGCUGUCGGACUCAUCGCAUUUGCGCGUCUCAUUUUCAAAGUCCACCAUCUAAAAGCAUCAAUUAUUACUACCACCAACCAACGUAAUCCAUCAAUCAACAGAUCAACCAAUAUCAAAGACAACAACAACAACAGCAACUUGUUACCGAUCAGCCACGACCGCAAAGUUCAGCCCAGUCCAUUUAGCUAAAUCUAAUAUACGAGAUACAACGUUAGACGGAAAAAUCGUUGCCCAAUUAGGCAGGCCCAUUUCAGGUUACCUAUGGACCGCGCUAGUGUUCAUGAAACACAAUGGCAGCGACAACGGACACGCUGGCAUGAUUCAGCGUUGCCCUGCAUGAAGCCAAACUGUUUAUAUGCGUCAGCCUACGCCAGCCAGGACACGGUAGGGGCGAAUUGUUCCAGCGGUCCGAAACCAUGCAACCCACCAGCGUAGCCCACCCCUUACGUCGCCAGUGAUGAAGCCCUUCAUGUCCCAACUAGCUUUCAUGCGAAACAUAAAAGAUAUACCUUGACGCGCGCUCUUACAUAGCAACGGCCACAAGGGACCAAACAAGCAACAUUCGUUGGCUAGUCGGGCGUUAAAAGGACAUGAGGCCUUCUCAUUAUAUAUAUAUAUAAUGUUAUGACUUCUCAUGGACCGGACCAUAUCGUCAAGUUACUGUGGGCUAAGAAAGUCUGAUCAGAGGCCGCAUGUUCACGACGUUAGGUGUAGACUAAUCAGGUCAGAACACUGUUUUAAUGCUAAGCGCUGCGUACGCACGGAAAAACCAUUGGUGCCAUGCUAACGUGAAGAAGUUGUGACCAUGCCAGUUGUGGCUGUAAUUGAAAAAAAGACGGAAAUGCGACAAUAUAUAGAUGUGCCUACUUCGAGUAAAAGCAAUCGAUUGGAUAGGCUGACGAAAAAUGAAACAGCAGCAGAUGUUAAGAACCAGCGGACUUGUAGCAGACGGCCGAUACGUUCACGCGAAUUUAAUUUGAAUAGUGUGUAAUUAUGAUUAUUGCUAUCGCUAAUAUUAUAGUUUGCUUUUUAGACAGCUGUAUAGUGGACGAACAAAGGGAGUAUUCCAUCUAGGGGCUAUGACCACAGGUCGAUAGAGAAUGCUUACGAAGCAAGGGCGUUGUAAAGUUGCAGAAGAUACGCAGCUGAGUGACAUUUACGGCGCAAUGAUACCUAAAUGCCAAAAUAUCAAAAUUUCAUUCGUAGUGUACAAACAGAAACAGAAAUAAUUUCUGAACUGUGGACGCUGUUAAUGAAUUUCUAUAGCAGCAUGAUGAGACAGUGUCCUCUUCGAUCCGCAAAUGGAUUUUGUCCAACUGCUCACUCGUAGCGAUCCGCUUCGUAUUAUCCGCACACUACGAUCGUAUGUAUAGCAACGCGUACUGUGAAAUCUGUAUUGAUUGCGUCUCUGUCCAAUGCAGCAUGCACUUAUUGUUAUUACUCUUAUUAAAACUAUAUCAUCUUCAUUAAGGUAAAAGAAAAAUUUUCCUAUUAUGUUUCUUUUGUGAAUCGUCGUCUUUUUUGUGCUCAUGAUUUCGAUUGAACAAGCAACUAUUGUGUUUUUGUUGUCGUUAUGGAUAAUCAACAAGUCCACCCAUUCACUUCAUUUAUUUUGCGCUUCCGCUUCUUUCACAACAUCUAUAUAUAUAUAUAUAUAUAUAUAUAUAUAUAUAUAUAUAUAUAUAUAUAUAUACAUAUACAAAUGAAAUAUAUUAUUACGCAUUUACUUCUAUAUACAUAUGAUUUGAUUGGUGUGAAAAGAGAGACUGUCAUAUGGCGAUCGAUGUCAGGACAUCUCUCGUUUCGCCGUCCAGAAGUCUGAUGUCUGAUCGAGCAGCAUCCCUCACAUCCCCUGCUAUUCGAUCACUCGCCGCGUCACCUCGUUCUGGGGUAGUGUUUCUGUAUUUCGCCUACUUUUCUGGUUCUUUUCAGAGCAACAGUAUUCGCUCGAAUGGCGUAUAGCGUAAUAAGACCGCGUUGUAUAUGAUAUACGGCGGCAAGCAAGAAAAUCAAUAAUAAUAAUAAUAGGGGCAGUAGGAAAACUGCGAGACAUGAAAAAACGAGCGUGCAAAAUGCAAAGUAAUGCAUUCACAUUUAAAAUGUUGUCUAUAUAUAUAACGUUUCUUCGUACAUGCUAAUACAAGCAGUAACGUGGGGACAGUAACAACUUACAACCGAGACACUGAAACAGACAAACGUAAAAAAGUAAGAUUAACUAAACCAUAUUGUUAUUAAUAAAUCUCCGGAGCGAGCCAAUAUCGUCUUGCCGCCGCUAACAGGAGAGUCCGCAUAAUCAAUAACAACCAAAGCAGAUACUUGAAUGGAGACAUUAACGGCUCGCUCGGGUGAAAGACAAGGAAGAUGAGCUACUGAUUUUGUGGUGUUUUACUCGGAAUAUUCUUCGCUGCAGCUACUACAACGAGAAUCAUUACGUCGUAGUCCAAUGGUUACGAUAUCCAGUUCAGCCAAAUGUUGGGUGCUAUACGAAUGAAACCGUUAAUCUGCCCAUCUGUCGAGUGGGUCGUUUCACGAAGAAUGGGUUUCUAAGACUAGAAGUACUUUUUGCCAGUUUCUCAAAGUCGCACUUCUUCAAACUUUUGCUCGCUGCCCAUAAUCAUGGACAAGCUUUUGUUCUCGCAUAGCUCGUUAUGUAAUGAUUGAUAUCAUGGUUAUUUAUGUGCUUGUUUUAUUUCCACUGGCUCGUAAAUUGUUACACUAACUUCUUGCGGGAAGGGACUGCAAACGUUCUAUCAGAAUGCUAUUUUUCAGACUCGUUUAUUGAUUUUCGUCAGAUAGCAUUCUUGUCUAUGAAGAAACUGUUCAGAGCAGGUGACAGGUAAAACGUUUAGGUUGCAAAAUUGCAAUUGACACAUUACGAAUGAAGGGUUCUUGAUCAGGUACGCUAGUGUGCUGUUCCUGAAAUAGUGACCUGGCUAGAAUACAUGUCAGCUUGGCUUCCUAACUUGAAGUUCUCUUUUUAUUCUAAAAUGUUUGACUACGUUAUUGCGCUGUUGCGUCUCUAGCCAAUCUGAAUAGAAUCUUUGGUCAACGGCCUCUCGUGUCCCCGAACAUUUCAUUGAUCUUUUCUCACUGGAUUAAUUACGCUGAUAAUAUCGAAUUCAACGCAUCAUGCGGUCUCUGUUGUAGCAAAAACAACCAUUACUACGGCGGCGGCUGCUGCUACUGGGGUCGAAUUGUGCGCUGUGCUGAGUUUGCGCCGUAGAGCUCCAUUUGGUAAAUAAUGACGUCGAUGUCAGCAGUCGAGUCACUUGGACUUCGGGGCAUCUUGGGCACAAUUGGGUUUGGCGUUGGGCCCAACGCGUUGUGACUUUUUCGAACCUCUUUCGGCCUGGAAAACCUUCCCGUCUACGCUGACCCGCCUGAGACGCCGAUUUGUCCCCCCCCCCCCCACCCUAAUCACCCGUAAGCAGUAAAUCUUAUCGAACCUACAAACCUUAUAAACGCUCUUUGCAAACCUCGAUGUUGACGAGCAUAACCACUAGAUACAUAUGCAUACGAUAAUAUCAAAGAAAAAGAAAGACUAAGAAAAAAAAGUCCGGUAAACACGUGCGCUUUGAAGAUGGCUUUGGACGUACGGGGACAGGCCGGCUAAACGAUAGCAACAGCUUCGGAAAGUUGACAAAGGAACAAGACUAGAGAUUUCCCCGACUCAUCACAAAGACAAAGAGAUACAGACACGCCGAUUAGGGAAUUGACAAAAGAGGCAAAUCACACCUAGUCAAAAUGUAUUAUUGCUAUAACGAUGCCAAUAAUAACAAUUAUUAUAGGAUGAUAAUUAUUAUAGAGAUGAUGAUGAUGAUGAUAAAUGUGCUAAAACGAGAACAAGAACAAAAGAGAACCUACCAUUUGUUUAUAAUUAAUGCUGAUGAUGUUUAUGAGCUGAAAAUAUGGCUAUUAAUAUGGCUGCAGUAUAAAAGAUAACUUGAAAGCAUAUUGACGCAUAACAGUGCAAAGAUCAUGUCAAGACAGGCCUAAACAUAUGGAGAAAAGCAAGCCAGUAGCAGCAAUUGAAUGAAAAGAAGCAAAGCGGGGAGCAAGCUAGAUUGGGUGCUACCGUACACACCAAUACAACUAAGUAACCUAUUUACAACGAAAUACGAAACAAAUACAAUAUGAUUCUUGCCACGACAAGAACGAUGGCGUUUCUGAUACGAUAUAGUAGAGUCCGUUGAUGGUUGCAUUCGACGAAACUGACUCUAGGCAAAGCAAAUUCUAGGAGACACGUUAAAAUGGAUAGUGACGUUAACGCAACGUGACCCAUAACCACUCCAUACAAAACAACAUUUUACCAAAUUCUGGUGCAGCUUGAAAGUUUAUUCGUACCAAUACGCUUAGUGCGCUAUUGUUAUAAAUAAUAUUGUAAAAAUAACACUGAUGAUGCGAUGGUGAUAAAUAUGGAGAGCAUGUUAUUGAAACAACAAACACCAAACAUGGCGCGUUGCAACGGCAAGUUGUCCCUAGUAAUCUACAUAGAAAAAGACUUGAUUGCAUCCAAGUGUGAAAGCGAUAAGAGCAAUCUGCUCGUUGAAUCUUACGCUACUUUCGAGCAAUGAGGAUGUGCGAACCGAAAGAAAAACCGGGAGCUAAACACAGUAAGGAGGAGGAGAAAAGUACGAGAAAGAAGUGUACGCAUGUGAGCGUAAUUACGAUUAUUGUCACUACAAAUUAUACUGUCGUUAAUUAGAUGAAGCGAUCCACCAGAAAAUUGUCACAUUGCGAUAACAAGUUUUCUGAUUAUGAUUAUUGUUAUUACAUUAUCUAAGUAAAUAAGAAUGUGACGUUGCAAGGUGGAGUGGAAAAGAGAUCGAGAAGGAUUGGAUGCCGUAAUGUUUCUGAAUCUAGUGAAUUGACAAGCAUAAAUUCAUCUAAGUUUCUUUUUAAUUUUCAGUAGAAAAACCAAUAAGGAAGGGCAACAUAACAGUAAUAGACUACGGUAUAGCCGCCACCGCGUGAGGCGCCAAGAUAAGCGAAUUUCUGCAUUACAUUCAUAGCGCGCAUAGAUGCGUGUACUCUGAAAGUCUAGAGACAAACUCACUGACAUAAUUAAUCAGUACUAAUUACUAUUCGUUUAACUGAAUUUUAAGGAUAAGAUCUGAUCCAGGCGCUAGACCUCUCCGUCCAUCAGCCGCCUCGAGGUUGACAUGCGAUGAGCACUUGUUAAUUGAUCCUUAACUGUAUACUUGUAACUGUAAAUCAUGAUUAUGCUUAAUGUGAUCAUCAUACUAUAGGAGAUAGUCUGUAUUGGUGAGGAUUAUAUAGACAUUAAUAUCGGUACUAAUGAUUAAGAGAGAUAAUUGUGGUGCUAGACGUAGGCUACUAGCAAAAUUCAAGUCUUGGCGCGCCACGAUGGGCUUUCGCGCAGGCGGGAAAAUACAAACAACGACAAUUACUGGACAGCACAUGGUAAAGGAUAUGGUGAUGUGAAGUUUUGUUGUACGAUAAUUUAUAUACACAAUUAUAAUGGGUGCACGCGUUAUGUUAUUUGUUAUCAUAACAACAAUGAGGAAAAUAGGACUACAACGGGUUGAUUGAAUAAUAAUAAUGGUAAGAAUGGCAACAGGAUCUUGGUAAACAUACAAUUGAUCCGUUUGACGUUAUAGUGAAAUUCGUGUAGGGAGAUGCGGUCCCCGACAAAUGACUGGUCGUAUAAACUCAUAUAGAGAACAGUACUGGACGCCUAGAAUACAUGAUAAAACUAUUACGCAGCGCUGACGCUAUUUAGGUUUGUUGUGGUAGUUAAAUCUGCCCAAAGUGUUUUUUCUUGAGCGUUCAUUGGGAAAAAUGGUUUCUGACGGUCCAUGCAGCAGAUUCGGUGUCUUGCCGUUACGUGUCAUUGUAUCAUGUAUUUGUUUCCUGCGAACAUGCAUUGACUAACGGAGAGGAAAUUUUGGUUUCAUAAUAAUGACGAUGGUUAUUCUUAUUAUUGUUAUAGUGGCGAAACUAGGGAAAUACAUUUUCUUCCUUGCCAAAUUCAGCCGUCGAACAAGUGAAUACUUCUUUAUGUAACCCAUAUAAGAAACGCCUAUCGCGACGUUACUAAGAAUUGUCAUGAUGACGGGUAUGAUGAGAAUACGAAAAGUACGGACGGAAACGGAAGUGUGACGUUGGCUAAUUCAUAAUCAUGAGCUGAUAAUAAAAACGUGUUGAAUAUUCAUAUAUAGUUAUUAGUAUAUAAAUAUAUACAUGUAUAAUGGCAAAGGCGACAAUCGGCGUCUCGAAAAUGUGCUUACCUAUUUAUUUGUCAUCAAUGUUUAUAUCUUGUCGAAUGGCCGAAAGUCGCACUAUGGAUAGCAUAUCUAUCAGAGACGACCGAUGAAAAAGACUUCGUCGCAACCCCUGAAAAAACGAUGUUUAUCUUUAGCUUUGGCUAGAUGACUCGCAAGUGACACGUAAUAAUCAAUAAUAGAAAUGGGCGUGUAAUAACGAUCAAAUUGUAAAGCAGUGGUAUGUUUGAGCAGUCCACGCUAUGCGUACCAAAGUGUGUAAAGAACGCAGAUACGUGAAAGAAAAAUGUGACACUAUAUUACAUGGUAUCUCCUUACGUGUAUAUUUGGGAGUCACAUUAGGAGGCGGUUUAUCUGUCGCUUUGAUUUUUUCGAGGGGUUUGCGACGUGAUCGGGAAGCCUAACGGGUAUUUCAGUGGACAGCCUGCCCUUGUGCACCCACCAAGAUAAUGAAUAUUAAAGGGGUCAAAUGUAACCUAAGUAUUACCGUUGCACAUCCACACAUUAUUAUUAUUAUUAUUACAUUUGCUAUUCUAUUGAUAACUGAUCAUUACCGCGGACAUGUUCCGAGAAGUGAAGAUAGCAGAAUUAUCGCGUUAUUAUCAAAGUGAUGUUGAACUAGAUCACCUUAUUCAAGGUGACACCAUCGGCCGACGGAGGACGACACCGCAAACUGCUAAUAGCAUUGCACAUGAAUGAAAAAUAUAUAAAUUAUACUAAUAGAUAACUAUAUCACAAUUAUGGUUUACGCUUAACAAUAAAACAAGGCCAGGCAUACAUUCUACGAAAAAUAUGUACGGCGCUGGUGAUACGUUAGAGGCUGUGUAAUGUUUGAUGAUGCUAAUGAUAAUAAUAAUAAUGUGGAAUUGUGCGCGAGCAACGUGCUAGCACAUAAGCUUAUUAUAUAUACAAAUAUUACGAAUAUAUAAGUGUAAGAAAUGAUCUAGAUGAGUAGUUGAACCCUUUUUUUUCGAUUUUUGAAUAUGAUGCAUGUGCUCGCUAACAGACAGAGUCGCAUACAUAACCGCAGGCAGACGACCACAUUCACAGAAAGAUAAUAAUCAUAAUUAAUAGCAAUGUUUAAUAUGGCGGCGAUGAUGGUGACGAUGAUUAUGAUGGUAAUGAUAACGCUGAUAAACUAAGCAAAGUCGGACAGAAGCUAAUUAAUUUCAAAUGUAGCGCGGGAAAAGUAUUGCAGACAGAUUAAAUAUGCCGAUCACGAUGUUGCUAUUGACGAUACUGAAAUAAUAAUAAUAAUACUAUCAUUUAGUCUGACACAUAUUGAUGCUGAUGGUGAUGAUGAUGCUAUUGUUAACGGACUGAAAGAAAACACACCACUUUAAUUCUAAUUGGAAAGAAAAGGAUCAUUUGAAGGAUGCUAAAGAGCAAGAAAGACGAAGUAUGGUUGGCUAAAAUAUUUUCAUGUUGAAUACUAUUAGCUAAGCGCUGAUGGUCUGCAAGAAAAUGACGGAUAGAUGCUGACGUGCUCCCCGAGAGGCUUCGAUUGACCACAACACUGUUAACAGCAACAGUCGCAGUGAAUAUCAGACCGACUAUACGAACAUGAAGCGGCUCCGUAAUGUCUCUCUCCUAUGAAGUCGCGUCUGUCCAACAGUCACACUGUAUUUUCUAGCCCGUGGAGAAGUGCCUUGACAUUAGCCUGGUGGGUGGAACACGACUAGUAGAUUAGUAGGAGUGAAUGGAAGGAAGGGAUUCAUUGAAAAGACUGAGGAGAGGCGUACUUUAGGUCAUACAAACCGUGAACGGGAGAAAGAAAAGUAGUGACAGAGCACUUGUGUUAUCACAUUUCUUGUCGAUGACAUACGUGAAAGAAGGGAAAAGUUCGUUGUGAAUGGUCGGCUGCAAAAGGGCGCUUUCACCCUCCCAGCUGGGUAAAGCGUUCUCCCGUUCUGUCUCCCUAUUGGGAACUGAAUCCUCUAUAGUUUUUGCGUAGAUGUGCGGUACUUUGGGUUAGCGUUAGGUAUCGAACUACACACAUAAAGGUAUAUAUAUAUACAUAUAUACCUUUAUAUAUAUAUAUAUAUAUAUAUAUAUAUAUAUAUAUAUAUAUAUAUAUAUAUAUAUAUGCAAUUAUCUAGACUCACAAAAUACAUCUGUAGACUGGAAUGAAGGAAAAAAAAGCGUUCAGAAAAACUGUCUUGGCGUCAAGGAAGGAACGAUUUAUUGAUUGACACGUAUCGAUUGUCGAAUAUUUGACGAGACGGAGGUGAAAUGUUUAAAAAUGAAAGUGGCUUAUUAGAGAAGAACAAACGCGAUGGUUGAUGGAUCAUUGUAGGCAAAAAAAACAUUGAUAAUAGUAAGAAACAAAAGUGUACAAGUAAAGGAAAAACUCACUAUCAUAGAACACCAAUAAGCAUAACGACGGAAUUACGAACUGAAUAUUACAACAGCUUCGUAACGAAAGGGAAAAGUAUCACAGAUGGAAAAAAAUACGGCACAGAGGAGCCCUGUGUGCUCUUGUAAUUUUAAUAUACACAAGAAUUUGCAACAGUACACAUUAUGCAUGCACACAUACAAAUAUUUCCAUGCAAGGGACUAUAGGCUGCUUUUGCGCGCCGAUUCCCUUUUAGCCUUGUCCAUAUUCAGCACUAAGAGUCGAUACGAUUCCUCGUCAAAGACAACAACAACAAUAACCCUAUAACCUAACAUAUCAGUAACCACGACAACCUUGGCCUCGAAACAAAUUGCAACGGUUAUUAUAUACAUAUGCAUACAUAUAAAUAUAAUAUAUAUGAUAAGAUUCCGAUUAUAAAAAAAUGUAAUUAAGAUCAUUGCUUCACACGAUAUUAUCUGAUCAACUGUCUGAGGACAAGAUACAAUAAAGGUAUUGAUUCAUCCUAUCUUGCCACGCAAGACCAAUACACGAUAUACAUGCACAUAGACAUGGCGACGGGGGUUGCGGGGCAAACCCUAAACCACAUGAAAAGAAUACCUAACGUAAUGAAAAUAAUAGAAAGGCUAUUUUUAGCAUACACAGAUUUACAAACGCUAACAAUUAACCACAAAAAAUUGGCUUUAAUACUCGUCUAGAACAUAGACAAGAAUAGAAAAAGUGGAAGUAACCGCACGCUGAUCGCCAGAAGCACGUGUAAAACCAAAACGCCAGAGGCAUUUAGAAGCAUUUAUUUGACAACGAAAAAACAAAACAAAAUCGAAAGUGAGACGAAA